Molecule: messenger RNA, 4563 nt
Organism: Rattus norvegicus (Norway rat)
Lineage: Eukaryota; Metazoa; Chordata; Mammalia; Rodentia; Muridae
Source: RefSeq, a predicted model, not a curated record
AGGGGACCCGGCGCCCAGGGCCUCCCGGGGGGGCGCCCAGUCGCCUGCAGUCGUCUUUCUCUGCCCUCGGUUUUCUCAUCUGUCAAAGAGAGCAAAGAGAAAACCCGGCGCGGUGACGCACGCCUGUCAUCCCAGAAGUUGGGAAGCAGAGACAGGUGGAUUGCCAUGAGUUCGAGGUCAGCUUGCGCGACCUAGCGUGACCCCCGCCUCAAAAGGAAAAACAAAAUAGAGAGAGAAGGAACGAGCGAGAGAGUGCAUAGUAGGUAGAGAUGAACUAGGCUGGGAUCCAGGCUCCCAACUGUUCAGUGCAGAACGAUAACACCUAUUUAUCAGCAGGGAAACUGAGGCCCAGGGAGUCGGACUGCCUUGUUGCAGGGACAUACACUCUUAAGUAAGAUAGCAGCUGGGACUUGAACUCGAAGCUGUUUCCUGUAAAGCGCUGUCCCCGCAGUCAUGGAUGUUUGAUUAGAGCUCCCUAAAAUAAACAAGUAUCUCUGCAGAGCAUUUUGAAGCUGAGAGUAACAGAGCGUUGAAAACGUCUCAGAAAGCUUUUUGAUUUUUACCCUCCUCUGUGUUAUUAAUUAUACUCUGGGAGAUGGCUGUAGGGGAGAGAACCGGAAACAUAUCCGCAUUGAACAGAUGGGACGACUGAGGCCUAAAGGGAAGUCAUUGCAUUUUGCAGGUUGGUCUGUCAGGAGGAAAUAUAUGCCCAAGCGCAUGGGUGUUUUAUGUUUUGGUUUGCUUUUUUUGUGUCUCUGUGGGGUUUUUGGAUUUUUGGUGUUUUUUUUUUUCUUUCCAAUUACAGCGGGAGGAGUUGACAGUGGUGACAGGGAGUCGGUACACAAGCAUUUGGAGUUUAAUAGGUCCGAGUUGGGGAGGUAGACAAGGUGGAACUUAGGACCUGAGCGACUUGAAGUUUCUCGGAGCUGGAGCCCUAAACCGGCGCUGGAACCAUCCUCCACUCCUGCGAAGGGGGCGGGGCCCGGGAGAGUGACAGGGGCAGUCGAAAUACGGAAGCGAGGGUCCUCCAAGACAGACCAGAGCGGCCCUAUUGGGCCAGCGUGGCGCCGUGUAGCGCUAGACCAGCCUGCAGGAGGAGUGGAGUUGCCGAGGCCGGAGAGUGUAGAGGGCGGGCUAGAGCGGCCGGAGGGAGGAGUGGAGCUGGACGCAAAGGCGGCCUCUGGCUCGGCUAGAGCGACUCUGCGGCGCGGGUGGGGGAACCUGGAGCUCGAGCGCGGUUCCUGAGGCUGCAGUGGCUUGCUUCUCUUCCCAUCCGACAGCCCCGUGGAGUCCUGGAGAUGGGAGAAGUCGCCGGAGGGGCGGCCCCAGGGCCUCCCCGGUCUGGCCUGGUGUCCAUCAUCAUCGGGGCUGAGGAUGAGGACUUUGAGAAUGAACUGGAGGCGAACCCAGAAGAUCAAAACAGCCAGUUCCAGAGCCUGGAGCAAGUGAAGCGUCGCCCAGCCCACCUCAUGGCCCUCCUGCAACACGUGGCCCUGCAGUUCGAGCCAGGACCACUGCUCUGCUGCCUGCAUGCUGACAUGCUAAGCUCACUGGGCCCCAAAGAAGCCAAGAAGGCCUUCCUCGAUUUCUAUCACAGUUUCCUGGAGAAGACUGCGGUUCUGCGGGUGCCGGUCCCUCCCAGCGUUGCUUUUGAACUUGAUCGUACUCGGCCUGAUCUCAUCUCUGAGGAUGUCCAGAGGCGGUUCAUACAAGAGGUGGUACAGAGCCAGCAGGCAGCCGUGACCCGUCAGCUAGAGGACUUCCGCUCCAAACGGCUCAUGGGCAUGACACCCUGGGAGCAGGAACUGAGCCUGCUAGAGCCCUGGAUUGGGAAAGACCGGGGCAACUAUGAGGCCCGGGAGCGGCAUGUUGCAGAGCGGCUGCUCUCCCACCUAGAGGAAAUGCAACAUACCAUCUCCACAGAUGAAGAAAAAAGUGCUGCUGUGGUCACUGCAAUCAGCCUGUAUAUGCGCCACCUUGGGGUCCGGACCAAGAGUGGGGACAAGAAGUCAGGGAGGAACUUCUUCCGGAAAAAGGUGAUGGGGAAUCGGCGGUCAGACGAGCCCCCCAAGACAAAGAAAGGGCUGAGCAGUAUCCUAGAUCCUGCCCGCUGGAACCGGGGAGAGCCAUCUGCUCCAGACUGUCGACAUCUAAAGGUCGAGGUUGAUGAGAAGCCAGGCCCUGCAGACCGGAAGGGAAGCCUGGGUAUUUCAUCUCGGGACAGGACUGUUGGGACUCCUGGGCAGGACAACCCAGGAGUCUCCCUGCACCCUCUGUCUGUAGACAGCCUGGAUUCCCGGGAACCAGGUGUGGAUACCCCGCAGGAGCCAGGAGAUACACCCCCACAAGGCCCUACAAGCCUGGAGCCCCUGGCACCCCCAGAGAGCACAGAGGACAAUGGCGAGACUGAAAGGCUAUCAGGGCGUCUGGGGCGCUCAGAGAGCCUGCGGGUGAGUGACCGCCGCCGGCCUUCCCGGGGCAGCCUCGGGGCUAAGGGCCGGGGUGGGGGCCGUUCCCGGAGCGACGUGGACAUGGACCCAGGCUCUGCCACGGCCGUGCUUGGCCCUACCCGACGAGCCACCCCUGAGCCUGGAGAUGAUGGAGAGCCAGGGCGGUCAGGCCUGGAACAGGAACCAGAAGAACCUCCUGGGUGGAGGGAACUGGUGCCCUCAGACACCCUGCUCGGCCUGCCCAAGAACCAAGUGAAGCGGCAAGAGGUCAUCAGUGAGCUGCUGGUGACGGAGGCGGCUCACGUCCGCAUGCUACGGGUACUACAUGACCUCUUCUACCAGCCCAUGGCAGAAGGGGGCUUCUUCCCUCUGGAGGAACUGCAGAACAUCUUUCCCAGCCUGGAUGAGCUCAUCGAGGUGCACUCCCUGUUCCUCGAUCGCUUGAUGAAGCGGAGACAAGAGAGUGGCUACCUCAUUGAGGAGAUUGGUGAUGUGCUACUGGCCCGGUUCGAUGGUGCUGAGGGCUCAUGGUUCCAGAAGAUCUCUUCCCGCUUCUGCAGCCGCCAGUCAUUCGCUCUAGAGCAGCUCAAAGCCAAGCAGCGCAAGGAGCCUCGAUUCUGUGCCUUUGUGCAGGAAGCUGAGAGCCGCCCCCGCUGCCGGCGGCUGCAGUUGAAGGACAUGAUCCCCACUGAGAUGCAGCGGCUGACCAAGUACCCACUGCUGCUGCAGAGUAUUGGGCAGAACACAGAAGAGCCUGCCGAGCGGGCAAAGGUGGAACUUGCAGCUGAGUGCUGCCGUGAGAUUCUGCACCACGUUAAUCAAGCUGUCCGUGACAUGGAGGACCUGCUGCGGCUCAAGGAUUACCAGCGGCGCCUGGACUUGACUCACCUGCGGCAGAGCAAUGACCCAAUGCUGAGCGAGUUCAAGAACCUGGAUAUCACUAAGAAGAAGUUGGUCCAUGAAGGCCCCCUCACGUGGCGACUAACCAAAGACAAAGCUGUAGAGGUCCACGUGCUAUUGCUGGACGACCUGCUGCUGCUGCUCCAGCGCCAGGAUGAGAGGCUGCUGCUCAAGUCACACAGCCGGACGCUGACACCCACACCCGACGGCAAGACCAUGCUGCGGCCUGUGCUCCGGCUCACCUCUGCCAUGACCCGGGAGGUGGCCACUGAUCACAAAGCUUUUUACGUCAUUUUUACCUGGGACCAGGAGGCCCAGAUAUAUGAGCUGGUGGCACAGACAUCGUCGGAACGCAAGAGCUGGUGUGCCCUCAUCACAGAGACUGCCGGAUCCCUGAAGGUCCCUGCCCCUGCCUCCCGCCCCAAACCCCGGCCCAGCCCAAGCAGCACCCGAGAACCCCUGCUCAGCAGCUCUGAGAAUGGCACUGGAGGCACAGAGGCCGCUCCAGCUGAUGCCCGGACAGAGCGGAUCCUCAACGACCUCCUGCCCUUCUGCAGACCAGGCCCAGAGGGCCAGCUUGCUGCCACAGCCCUCCAGAAAGUACUGUCCCUGAAACAGAUCCUGUUGAGCACUGAGGAAGACAGUGGAGCAGGGCCUCCCCGCGAUGGGGAUGGGGUGCCUGGUGGUGGUGCCCCAGGCCCAACACACACCCAGGAGGUUGAGGAAAACCUGUUGAGCCUAGAAGUGGUCAUCAAACAACUGGAGGAGUUAGAAGAGGAAUUUUGUCGCCUAAGACCCUUCCUGUCUCAGCUUGGGGAGAUUCUGUCCCCCAACCUGGCUGCACCUGAGCGCUCUGCUCAGACAGGCCUUUCAUGAAGAGAAGAAUGGGGGAGAGGAUGCAAGGGGCCCCCAAGCCCCACAGCUUCCAUAGCAUCACACCCCAGGGGCUUUGAGAAGAGGAGAUUGGCUGAACUUGAUAGUGGACCUGCUCGGGUCCCUGCCUCCCACCCUGGCCUCUGCCUUUCUCCCUCCUGCCUUCUGCUUGGGGGACUCAGGACUUCACUUCCAGAGUACCCUCAUAAUCCCCAUUUUUCAGGCCACCUCAGUAUUGCCUAUGGGGAGGGGUCACCCCUCCAUUCCCUACCCCAAGUGCCUUUGCUGUUUUUAUAUCCUGAAUUGGAGGUUUAUUUUUAAUAUAUAUUAUCUAAGGUGA